Bubalus bubalis (water buffalo) is the source of this 3495-nucleotide messenger RNA. RefSeq names its product IQ domain-containing protein F2. Gene Ontology annotation, molecular function: calmodulin binding. The record is from RefSeq and is a predicted model, not a curated record. Lineage: Eukaryota; Metazoa; Chordata; Mammalia; Artiodactyla; Bovidae. The coding region runs from base 2493 to 3050 and encodes 185 amino acids. The transcript is spliced from 5 exons.
AAUUAAAAUUAAUUAAUUUAAAAAAAAGAAUGGUGUGCCAUUAAAAGAAUAUUCAGAGAACAGGAAAGAGCGCCUGAAAGUUGACUCUUAAAAAAAUAGAAAAAGUCUUCUCAAAAGUAACACAGGAAAGACAGAGUUGGAAGAUAAUGUAGAAAAUAUUGAAAAAUUAGAGGAUUACUCUAUGAUCUGACUAAUAAGAUUUGUGUAAGUAUUAAAAGCUAAUGGCCAAUGACAAGGCCCUGGCCUGUCAGCUUUGUAGAAGGUGAAUUUCCAUGAAGAAAUUUCCACAGAAAGUAUCGAAACAAGUAAAAUGUUUAUUAGAAGGAAAAAGUACAAAUGAAUUGAAUCACACAGGCGGGCUCAGAAAGAGUCCUAUCCUCAUGGUAGUUUGAAUCACUUAUAUGGGGCAUGUCUUACAGGUUUCUUCUAGCCAGUCAUCUUGCCCUUGCCUGGCUCUGAGUCUGUAUUUGGUUUAACUCAGGGUCCUCCCAUGUAUGUGCGUGCAUCUCUUAGCCAAGAUGGAUUCUAGUGAAGAGGCCAAGGAUAGGUUUACAUCAUCUACUAUGGGGUGGUGCCUCCUCCCUUUCUGGCCCCCAAGAAGCCUUUCUGCUCAUGUGUAGUCAGAAAGAUCUCUUUGAGCUCGAGAAUGAGAAAUAUGUGGUCUCUCUAUCUUUUGUCUAGGCAGGGCUCAGCUCCUCUCUUGCUCCUGCUAUUAUCUUCAUCUUGGGAGUAUCUGUCCACAGGGGACAAACUUCAGCUGCUCAGCCUGGAGCCCACCUAUCUCCUGCCCCAAGUUCACACAGCCAGAAAGAAUCUGUAUCAAGUCUGGAACCCAGAUGCUUACCCUUGAGUCACACUGUGUCUCACAGACUGUCUCACACAAGUCUCUAGCCAGAGAAAUGCAAAGUCAAACGGCUAGGCAACACCACUUUGCAUCUUUCAGUUUAAGAAAAAUUAGUGAUUGACAGAAGUUAGAUCAGAUCUGCCACAGUGGAGAGCAGUUUGUCAGGAUUUUGUGGUGUGGAGGAGCCACCUGUUCUAUGACUCAGCAAGCCACCCUGUGUGUAACCCUGGAGAAUGCCUCCCACAGCUGCCGAGCGAUAGGAAGAUGCUCCUUGCAGCAUUGUCUGUUGUAGAGAAUCCUUGGAGGUCACUUAGAAAUUAAUUCAGAGGAUAAAAACAGAUUAUUCUGGGUCAUGAGUACAUAUAGAGUCACUGUUAUCAAAUUAUAUAUAUAUAUAAACAUUUUCAUAAUAGAGUUUCUAUGAAGCUGUGUGGGAAGAGAAAGGGAAUCAAGAGUGUACUUCAUGGUAUGGCUGUCAGUAGCACUCUCUUGUCAUGAUAAUGUAAACGCUAAGUCAUGAUCAGACCUAAGUUGCAAAUAACCUCAUACGGAAAAUGAGGGGAGGAAAAUGUGGAGUUGUUUGGAAUGGGGCAGAAAAACUAAAUUAUCUUCAUUGGUGGAAAGUUGAUAGAUAAUGCUUUGAAAUGAAGAGGGCAUGUCAGCCUGUUAAUUGAGAUCUGGAGAGAGAGAGUGUGAACAUGGCUGGGAAGUGACUGUGGAGACAGUUGGAAGACUGAUGGCUUUUGAAGCAAGCCUGAAUACCUAAUUAACCUUAAAUGACCACUGCCACUACAGGAGGAGUCUGAGAUAUUACGUGUCUCCUAGGUAAUGAUCAUUUGGGAAAUUCCUCCUGCCCACUAUAUUUCAGACAGGAUGAAAGGGCUUCUUUUGUUAUAAGGAAUGUAACAUUGGCCUGCUAAGUGUAGCUCAACAGCUAUAGAAGGACAGCAGCUGGAGAGAGGGAGCAGAAAUUGACUGAGGUGCAUCCAUCCCAAACCUUCCUUGGCCCCUUCUGCUCACCAUCCAUAUCCACACUCUUCCCCAUUAGAGGAGGGACUUUCUCACCUGCUGAAGAAGGGCACCAUUGCAGAGAAAAUGGGAGGGUGUGGAGAGCAGCCUGAGCCUAUGCACCUUCCUCUGCAUUAUGGGAGCUGCUCUGCUCAGUAGCUGAGGACAGGAUGAUCUUGUGGGUGGACCAAACCAGAGAUCAUUCUUGGGACAAGACACACUCUCAGGGGAUGUGGUUCUACCAAAGACCCUGGUGCAUCCCUAGUAGGAGGGAAAUGCAGGUGUUUCCACUUUAUCCAACAAGUUUGAGCCUGGAGAAGGCAACAUGGUCCUUGGGUCAUAGUUGCCCUUGUGACAUCAUGGCUGUCUCCUCAUCUACCAUCCUUUCUGCCUCUGCCAAGACCAAUGGAGCAGUGACCAGAGAGGGAUAUGAACACCUGAACCACUGCCCCAAAACCAUGGGCAGUAAAUGCUCUAAGCCUGAAACAGAACCAGAACCAGAUAAUGACGAUCUAGAGAAAGAGAGGAAAAGGAAGGUCCUCCCUAAAAAGGAAGGUGAAGAACAGAAAACUAUAAAGAUUCAGGCCUGGUGGCAGGGCACCCUGGUGCACAGGACACUACUGCAUGCAGCACUCAGAGCAUGUAUCAUUCAGUACUGAUGGAGACAGAGGCUGGAAGGGCUAUUGGAGAAGAAGCAAUCGUCUGUGCUGCAGAAUUAUACUCGAAAGAUGGCCAUGUAAUUCAAAUUAUCAUUGAGGACAAAGAAGAAAUAACUAUGAAGAAGAUGAAAGAGCAGCAGAAGAAAAGAGAGAAAACUAAAAACGGAAGAAGAGUAAUAGCAGCCAAGAAGAUCCAGGCCUGGUGGCGUGGCACCCUGGUGCGCCGUACAUUGUUGCAUGCAGCCCUGAGCACUUGGAUCAUUCAGAGCUGGUGGAGACUGACGAAGGACAGGCUGCUGCAGAAGAAGCGGAGGGCAGCCCUGAGUGAUUAUGCACUCAGAGAGAGGGCAGUGGUCAAGCUCCAGUCUUUGGUCCGUAUGUGGCGCAUCCACUGGCGAUACUGCCAAGUACUCAAUGCCAUCUAUGUCAUCCAGUGCCACUGGCAAUGCCACAACUGCCAGACCUGUGCCCUCCUCCGGGGCCACUGUGUAGUCACAGCCACUCACCUACAGUUUCACAUUGAGAUCAUUAACCCCUAAGGGAUGGCAAGAAGGGGCACUGUGUCUCCUGUCCCAUAGUAAAGGUCUAACCUGACAUAAAGUAUGUCUCAUGGUUUCCCCUGUGCUAAUGGAAAUUUUAGAACUUAAGCCAUGCUGCCUCCUCUUCUCCCUGGGAAAGAACUUCAGUGAGGUUCUCCCUUUGUGCCCACGAACCCUGUUCUGGACUGACAGUUCCGUAUGCCACGUACUUAGUUGUCAAAACAGAAACUGAGGUCCUAGUCUACCUAUAUGUAUAACAGAGUCAGAAGUCCCAGCUCCCAUUCCCAACCCCAUCCCUUUCUUCUCCACUGGGAAUCUGAGAGUCAGGUAAGCUGCAUCUUCCUGAAGACUCUGGGUACCUUUGCACAUGAGAAUGGACACUGAGGCUUUUCUCUGUCCUCCUGGGGUUGGGGGGUGGUCUCAGAUGCCUUAGACAAGGUGUCUU